AUGGGGAAAGAAAAAAUUAUUAAUCCAUACAAAUCUCAAAAAUCUCAUUUAUUCAGAAUUAAAGGUUCAGUUCUACUAAAUGUUUUAUCCUCCGCUAUAUUCAUCACCGCAUUUUCUGCUGUCAUAGUUGUCCUAUUUCAAAUGAGUCCAGUAAAACUUGCAAUACCUAUUUCUUUAAUUACUGUUCUUGGUCUAGUGGUUGGUCUAUUACUUACCUAUAGAACUAAUACCGCUUAUGAUAGGUAUUGGGAGGGGCGUAAAUUGUGGUCCACUAUGGUAACAUCAAUACGCAAUCUCACAAGAUGUAUCUGGGUGCACAUAGAUGAUGAUAACGAUGAGAAUGUAAAAUCGGAGAAAAAAGCCGCAAUCAACUUAUUAGCAUCAUUUGCAGUUGCAGUUAAACACGAGUUACGUGAAGAAAAUGGUUGUCAAUACCAUGAUCUUGUGCCCGUGAUUCCCAGCAACAUCUUAUCUCAACUGACUGGGUAUGUUAAAGACGGCGAAAUAAUUGAAAUAAAAGGAAAAAAAUUAUCAUUAUGGGAUCAAUUCAUGCAUAGAACAUAUAAACCACAUUUAUCACAUGAUAAAGAAGUAACUUCAGAUAGUAAUAUCCCAUUGGAAAUCAGCCUUUUCAUAUCAGCAUAUAUUCACUACAAUGCCAAAGAAAAAAAAAUCGAUAGCCCACUUGUCUCCAACAUGCUUGCUAGUGUCAAUGUUCUGGUGGAUUGUUUAUCACAGUUUGAAAGAGUGUUAAGAAGUCCAAUACCACUUGCCUAUUCUAUUCAUUUGGCACAGACUGUUUGGGUUUAUUGUUUGUCAUUGCCUUUCCAAUUGGUGGGUCAGGCUAACUAUGCUACUAUUCCUAUUGUAUUCUUUGCUUCUAUGGUGUUGAUUGGUAUUGAAAGAAUAGGUGCUGAGAUUGAGAAUCCAUUUGGUUAUGACGAAAACGAUCUACCGUUAGAUGACUUUUGCAAACAUAUUAAAGAUGAACUUGAUGGAAUCAUUUCAUCUUCGAUUCGAUAUGAACCUCCGAGUCUGGAUAGUUUGAAAGAAAUCAAAAAUGAUGAUUCUCGUAUUGUUGAUAUAGAGUAA
Entrophospora candida is the source of this 1092-nucleotide messenger RNA. The record is from the annotation of a GenBank genome assembly. Lineage: Eukaryota; Fungi; Glomeromycota; Glomeromycetes; Entrophosporales; Entrophosporaceae.